Saccostrea cuccullata (small rock oyster) is the source of this 1738-nucleotide messenger RNA. RefSeq names its product phosphatidylinositol transfer protein alpha isoform-like. Gene Ontology annotation, cellular component: cytoplasm. NCBI's taxonomy places the organism in Eukaryota, Metazoa, Mollusca, Bivalvia, Ostreida, Ostreidae. The record is from RefSeq and is a predicted model, not a curated record. Gene Ontology annotation, molecular function: phosphatidylinositol binding; phosphatidylcholine intramembrane carrier activity; phosphatidylcholine binding. The coding region runs from base 113 to 979 and encodes 288 amino acids. Gene Ontology annotation, biological process: phospholipid transport. The transcript is spliced from 10 exons.
UUCUCUAAAUCCAAAUUUACUGCGAAGCUUUUAUUUCUGCGGUACAGCUGACGUCACACCCGUUCCACCCCGUCGACUCAGAGAACACACUGGAAACGGAGCAACCAAAAUCAUGCCGUCCUCUCCCAACAUAAGCGAGUAUCGGAUUGUGCUGCCGAUGACAGUAGAAGAGUAUCAAGUUGGUCAGUUAUGGUCAGUGGCAGAGGCCAGCAAAAAUGAAACAGGAGGAGGAGAGGGAAUUGAAGUCCGAGUCAAUGAACCUUUUGAUGAGAAUAAUUACCCCCCAGAGAGCCCCUUACUGCCACUGACACCUGGUGGAGAACCCUUGACCAAGGGGCAAUACACCCACAAAGUCUACCACUUAGCUAGUCGAGUCCCAGCAUUUAUACGACUUAUAGCACCAAAAGGAUCCCUAGAAAUUCAUGAAAAAGCCUGGAAUGCCUACCCCUACUGCAGAACUAUUGUGUCGAAUCCUGACUACAUGAAGGAUGGAUUUUACAUCAAGAUAGAAACAAUGCAUUGUCCAGAUAGAGGAACUCAGGAAAAUGUACACCAGCUGCCUCCUGAUGAUCUAAAGAUCCGAAAAGUGGAGAAUAUAGACAUAGCUAAUGACCCAGUUAGGUCCGCUGAUUAUAAACCAGAGUGGGAUCCCAAAAAAGUCAAGUCUGAAAAAACUGGACGUGGCCCAUUAGAUGGAAACUGGAAGGAGAGUUGUACACCAGUAAUGUGCUGUUAUAAAUUAGUCUCUGUCAAAUUCAAGUGGUUUGGUUUACAAAACAGAGUGGAAAAAUUCAUUCAAACACAAGAGAAAAGAAUAUUUACGAAUUUCCAUAGACAGGUGUUUUGUUGGUUAGAUAAAUAUCACGGUCUAACAAUGGAUGACAUCCGACGUAUAGAGGAACAAACUAAAAAGGAGCUGGACGAGUCCCGAGCUAGGGGCCAGAUAAGGGGGACAACUGCUGCUGAUGAGAAGGAGUGAUGUCGUCCGGGUCAAUAGUCAUUCCAUUAGCCAUGACAGCACAUACUGGACAGCAUCACCCCCACACAGUACACACCAACAGACCUUACUGAUUCACCCAAUUCUUUGUGAUGAGAUUUUUAUUUGAAAUGAUAUUUGAGAUGUCAUUUUCUAUACGAGACUUAAUUUCAUAGUUUAUUUUCCUAAGACAUACCUGAGGUUGUAGCGUUGUGUGUUUGUCCAUUAUAAAAUGAGGUUUUCUCUCUUUGUAGAGUGCAGAGGGAGAUAACCCCCACAUUCUGUCAUGUGCUCAUUUGUUAAGAUUUUAUUAUUAUUUAUUGUACAUUAGGAUUUGAAUGCACCAGCAUAACAUUGUGUUUUUAUAGGAACUGCUGCCAUAGAUUUACAGGAGAUGAUGACUGUAUGAUAUGUAACCCUUCCUUUUCCUUGUGCUAUGUCUGUCUGAAUUAUGUUCUCAUUACAAAUCCAGGCUCUUAAGAUUUAAUAGUGUUCAGUAACUCUAAUUUCUGUAGCUAUACAAAGAUAAAGGGCUCAGUUUAUAAAGUUGUUUAGCCCCGGCUGGAAUCCUAGGCUAUUUUCAGUGCUUUAUAACCUGAGCUGUUCAGAACACUAUUGAACAUUAAGUGCAAUAAUGGAAUCUAUAUAUGAAUAACUUACUGUGGAGAAAUCCAACUUCAUGUCAUAAACUAAAAUCUGUAUCAGUAAUCAUGCAUUGAGAUUGAAGUAAAAAAUGAAUUUAAAGUCUGGAACAUUACUCAG